Molecule: messenger RNA, 1213 nt
Organism: Magnolia sinica
Lineage: Eukaryota; Viridiplantae; Streptophyta; Magnoliopsida; Magnoliales; Magnoliaceae
Product: protein S40-7-like
Exons: 2
Coding region: 125-970 (281 amino acids)
Source: RefSeq, a predicted model, not a curated record
ACUCACUCACUUCCAUACUCCCUCCAAAAAAAAACUGGCAUUUUCUACGAAUGCCGAAACUCUUCCGAAACGCUACCGAAACUCCCCUGCCCGCUACGCACGGGUAGAGCCCAUCACAUCCGAUAUGGAAUCGACCGUUACGUCCUCCUCCUCUUCCCCUUUCCGCCACCAGAAAUCCCCGUCCUCGGGCCGGUUCCUCGGCCUCUUCUCAGAGCCGUCUAUCACCUCGGUGGGCCCCACAUCCGGCAUCGAGCUCGACGAGGACGAUGUCUUCUGGUCCGACGCCAGCUGCUCCGACGCCAGCAUAUCCUCCCGCCGCUCUGAAACGCCGCCGCCCCCUCCGUCUCCUAGCGAGAACGGGGUAGCAAGGUUCCGUCGCCCGCAGAAUUUCGGCAUCCUCGCUGCACUGCCCGACACCGCGGUCCACCGCCACGAUCGCGGCCCUUUCCUGCGCCGUCCGAUUGCGGCGUCGCCGCCGUCCUCCUCCAGGAUGAUCCCGUCAAUCCCGAGGCCGCAGCCUCUGACCGCGUCGGGGAAAUUCCACCAGUCGGCGCCCGUCAACGUCCCCAUGCUCCCGAUGGCGGCUGGCAGGAGGGAGGAUUCGGAGGGUUUUGAGGAGGGCGACGACAGGGAGGGUGAUGAUGAGAUGCUUCCGCCGCACGAGAUCGUCGCGAGGGGAUCCGCACGGUCGCCGAUGACGACAUUCUCGGUGCUGGAAGGGAAGGGCCGGACGCUGAAAGGGAGAGAUCUGCGGCGAGUGCGGAAUGCCGUCUUCCAGAAAACAGUUCACUCUUCAUUUGCUACUCCAAGGCUAGUCCACCAAUGUGGCUUCUCGAGUGGGGUUUUGCUCAAUCAGUUUUCUAAUGUGACUAGGCAAGAAAGAGCCAAACUGAAUGCAAUAUUGGUCCAUUUUUAUCCAAGCUGGGUAUGGUAUUGGUCCUCCUUGAGUUGCAUAAACAGUCUAAACUAAGUGUCACUAGCCAAACUUAAAUGUCAUGUUUGUUUUGCUCGGAAGUCUGUGUAGCGCCAAACAUCCAGAUGUUAGCUCGUAGAGUAUGUUUCUACUGUAAGUGAUUGAUGGAUAUGAUUCCACUACUGUUUUGAUGUUUCUCAAUGCUUGAGCCAUUUGCAUGCUUUGUAUUCCUACUUCGGAUUUAGGAAAAGUUUGGGUCAGUUGAGUAGCAUGCUCGGGAAAGUGGGUUACGUCCUUUUA